Molecule: messenger RNA, 2163 nt
Organism: Pogona vitticeps (central bearded dragon)
Lineage: Eukaryota; Metazoa; Chordata; Lepidosauria; Squamata; Agamidae
Gene: SLC35E3
Product: solute carrier family 35 member E3
Source: RefSeq, a predicted model, not a curated record
CGACGGGGGCGAGGAGGAAGACGGGCUCGGUCCCCAUCAUGGGGUGGCUUCCCGAGCGGGGCCGCCUGGCGGCGGGGCUGCUGGUGAACUUGGCGGCGUCCAUCUGCAUCGUCUUCCUGAACAAGUGGCUGUACGUGCGGAUGGGCUUCCCCAACCUGAGCCUGACGCUGGUGCACUUCGCCGUCACCUGGCUGGGGCUCUACGCGUGCCAGGCGCUGGGCGUCUUCGCCCCGAAGAGCCUGCGGGCCCGGCAGGUGCUGCCGCUGGCGCUCAGCUUCUGCGGCUUCGUGGUCUUCACCAACCUCUCGCUGCAGAACAACACCAUCGGCACCUACCAGCUGGCCAAGGCCAUGACCACGCCGGUCAUCGUGCUCAUCCAGACUGUGGCGUACGGCAAGACCUUCCCUACCCGCAUCAAGCUCACCCUGAUUCCUAUCACAUUAGGUGUUUUUCUAAAUUCCUAUUAUGAUGUGAAAUUUAAUCUUCUUGGGAUGGUAUUUGCCUCUCUUGGUGUUCUAGUUACAUCUCUUUAUCAAGUGUGGGUAGGAGCAAAGCAACAUGAGCUACAAGUAAACUCUAUGCAGUUGCUCUACUAUCAAGCUCCAAUGUCUUGUGGCAUGCUGUUAUGCAUUGUGCCCUUCUUUGAACCUGUUUUUGGGGAAGGAGGAAUUUUUGGUCCCUGGACACUUCCUGCUGUGUUUAUGGUGCUGCUCUCUGGAAUAAUAGCUUUUAUGGUGAACUUGUCUAUUUACUGGAUCAUUGGAAAUACUUCACCAGUAACCUACAAUAUGUUUGGACACUUCAAAUUCUGUAUCACCCUGAUGGGAGGGUAUAUUUUAUUUAAAGAUCCUUUGUCAAUUAAUCAAGGCCUUGGAAUUACAUGCACGUUGUUUGGCAUUCUAGCUUACACCCAUUUCAAGCUCAGUGAACAAGAUGGGAACAAGAGCAAGCUGGUUCAGCGCCCAUAAGCCAAGUGUUGAUGUAGAUGGCAAAUGUGUCUUUCUGAUAUGCACUGACUUUAAACCUAACAGCUUGACUGGGAAGCAGAUGCAUCCUUUUGUUAAUAAGGUACUGUAAAUUAGCUCUGUUUUGAAAAGAAAUCAGACACUAUGCGCAACUCAAUUUUUACCAUCUUGGUCUGUGUUGUUUUCUGUUACACAGAUAACUUUAUUUACAGGACUGUUUGCAAUUACAAUGGUAGUUCUAUGAGAACUCCUAUUUAUACCAAAUGAACUCAUCAAAGCAGAGGUGGCAUUUAUUGCCAAAGGGAUUUUCUCUGUCCUUCUCAGCAUAUCAGUGUUACCAUUGUCUAGACGUUGUGUUAAUAAUUAUGAAGUCAAAUCAAAGCUUCUUUAUUUGGUACAUAUUAGACUUUUUUUCUCAUCUCUUCAUUUUUUGUUUUGUUUUUAACAAGGACUUAAUCAAUGAAAUCCUGAUUCUAAAAUAUUUGUGCAUAGAUAUCUUUUUUAUGUUUUUGAUGACAUGAUAUGCAUUGAUUUCAGAGAGAUGAAGUUUCUUUGCUCUUGAUUAAGCAAAAUUUGGAUAUCCUACUGCUGUUAAGGCUUUGCAGCUUGAUCAGAUUUCUAACUUUACAGCCUGUUUUAUAGUUCAGUACAGGGCUGGUCCCUGUAAUUUGAAAUAUUUCUCUUCCUGCUCUACUUCUGGGCUCAGUAAAAGCUGUUUUAAGAGAGCAAUUUCUUAGCUGUCUUCUUGGGCCAGUGCAGAUGUAGUGGUUCAUGUUGUUCAUUGGUGUUUUACUUCAGCUUAUGUGCAAAUUUUCCCUGAGCUUUAAAGAUAAUUAAGAGUUAGAGACAGUAAGUGGAGAAAGACUGGAUAAGGCAAAUGUGGUUUUCCACAGACUGAUCCCUUAACAUGACUAAAAGAUCCAUAGACUUUGCACUAGCCCCUUACAAUGGGGAAGCCCAGGCUUGAAUAGUAAGAUACGGGCCCUUUAUGAGUAGUACAUAUUAUAACUGGAUUGAAAAACAAUCAAGAUGUCAACUUUUUGUAAAUUUUUGAAAGCAUAGUUGAGUGAGUCUCUUCUGGAAGAGGUAAAUACCAUUUUCUGGGUGGAGAAAUAAACAUGUAUAAUAAGUAGUUGCCUUGUAUACUAAAUUUGAUUUAUUUUAUAUCAGUAAAUGACUACUGUCUUGUUGGUUUAUA